This is a messenger RNA of Drosophila miranda, 683 nucleotides long. Its product is annotated as vesicle transport protein SFT2A. The record is from RefSeq and is a predicted model, not a curated record. Bases 23 to 514 code for a protein of 163 amino acids. Gene Ontology annotation, cellular component: membrane. The transcript is spliced from 4 exons. Gene Ontology annotation, biological process: vesicle-mediated transport. Lineage: Eukaryota; Metazoa; Arthropoda; Insecta; Diptera; Drosophilidae.
UUUGUUGGACAAGCUGGAAACGAUGGACAAGCUACGCCGCGUUCUGAGUGGAGAUGAGCCCACACCGGAGGAGGAGAGCAGCAUAAUAACACAGAUUAACGACAUGUCCACACUGAGCUGGUCCACACGCAUCAAGGCAUUUUGCAUUUGCUUUGUCUUGGGCAUCUUUCUAUCUCUGUUGGGCUCCAUUGCUCUCUUUCUGCACCGCGGCAUUGUGGUCUUUGCGGUUUUCUACACACUGGGAAACAUCAUCUCGAUGGCCAGUACUUGCUUCCUGAUGGGCCCCUUCAAGCAGGUCAAGAAAAUGUUCGCCGACACGCGCCUGAUAGCCACCAGCAUUGUGAUCGUGGCCAUCGUUAUGACAUUCAUUUCCGCCAUAGUGUUGAAAAAGGCUGGACUCACGCUUAUAUUCAUAAUCAUACAAUCGUUGGCCAUGACCUGGUAUUCCCUCUCUUACAUACCCUAUGCACGGGAUGCGGUCAAGAAGACCGUCUCGGCAUGUUUCGAGGUGUAGACAGAAUGAAACGUUCUCGCUGCGUUUCGGUAUUUGUACAUAACUCGAGAAUUUCAAAAUACGUCUCUUAAUUUAAUUAACAAAAAUCGAUUAAACAACAAUUGUAUUAAUCUAGCAUUAGCACGUAGAUAUUGAUUUUACAUUUACUUUAAUUUUCGCCCAUUCACAA